AAUGUUAUUUAAAGUCAUGGAUUUGAGAUCCCGAAAGAGGUAUAUAUAUACACACAACACAACACUCAGAAAACAACGUAAAAGAUGAGUCCAAUGUUGUCAACAAAAAUUGUUGUGUGGUUGAUGUUUUUGUGUUGGUCGUGUGAGGGGAACCAACAAGGGGAAUAUCUGUAUAGGUUGAUUCGAUCAAAGAGGGGUGAUGAGAAAGUGGUGUCAUCAGAAGAAGCUUCAAUGGUGGCCAAAAAUGGUGGUGGUGAUGAAGAUUUUUGGAAGGUUGAAGAAGAAAGGGUGGUGUUGAUGGAAGAAGACAAAGUGAAGGGUUUACCAGGAGAACCAGAAGGUGUUGAUUUUGAUCAAUAUGGUGGCUAUGUAACUGUGGAUGCAAAAAAAGGAAGAAGAUUGUUCUAUUACUUUGUAGAGUCACCUCAAAAUGCUUCUCACAAGCCCCUUCUUCUAUGGCUCAAUGGAGGGCCUGGCUGCUCAUCCCUUGGAUAUGGAGGCAUGCAAGAAUUGGGACCUUUCAGAGUGAACAGUGACGGAAGAACACUACGCAGAAAUGAAUAUGCAUGGAACAAUGUGGCAAACGUUAUUUUCUUAGAAUCUCCAGCAGGAGUUGGAUUUUCAUAUUCAAACACUUCUUCAGACUACACAAACACUGGAGACAAGAGCACAGCCAUGGACUCUUACACUUUUCUUAUAAACUGGCUUCACAGAUUUCCACACUACAAAUCUCGAGACUUGUUCAUCACUGGAGAAAGCUAUGCUGGACAUUAUGUUCCUCAGCUAGCUCACACUAUUCUCACUAAUAAUAAGCUUACAAAUCACACAGUCAUCAACCUCAAAGGGAUUGCGAUUGGGAAUGGUUGGAUAGAUGAUAAUAUAUGUGCAAAGGGAAUGUAUGACUAUUUCUGGACCCAUGCUUUGAACUCAGAUGAAACCCAUGAAGGAAUUGAAAGGCAUUGUGACUUUGAGAGUGGGAACAUGACAAGUGAAUGCAACGAAUACCAAAUAAGAGGGGAUAAUGAGAUUGGAGUCAUUGACAUUUAUGACAUAUAUGGUCCCCCUUGUGAUUCAACUGCCACAAAAUCUCAUCAAACUUCUGCUCCUAACUCUGACAGCAAUUUCGACCCUUGUUCUGACGAAUAUACCAAAUCCUACUUAAACAUCGCUCAAGUACAAGAGGCUCUUCAUGCAAAACUCUCAGAAUGGUCUCCUUGCAGUGGAGUGGGAUGGACAGAUAGCCCAGCAACAGUUCUACCCACUAUAAAUCGGAUAAUAUCAAGUGGCAUAAGAACCUGGAUAUAUAGUGGAGAUACAGAUGGGCGCGUUCCCAUAACAUCAUCUAGGUAUUCAGUAAAUUCCUUGAAACUUCCAGUGGAGACAACAUGGCGUCCCUGGUAUUCUGGAGAUGAGGUUGGAGGAUACUUGAUUGGGUACAAAGGACUCACCCUCAUCACUGUAAGAGGAGCUGGGCACAUGGUUCCAAGUUACCAACCAAAGAGAGCGUUAACCAUGAUCUCGUUUUUUCUUCGGGGAGAACUUCCUCCCGAAUUGAACUCUUAGGUCUAUUUGGUCUCAAUAUCCUUAAAAUAGAUGCGAAAAUUUUAUGAGUUUCAUACAAAUUCAUCAAUGAGAUUUUCGCCUCUAAAUAGGAAAUAAUAUAGCACCUAAGAUCAGUAUAUAUUCUUAUAAAGGUAAAAAAAUUCAAGGAUAAGUUUAUGUAAGUUGCAGAAAUACUUCAUUUAUUCCUAUAUGAACUAUUAAUAUUCGAGCAGCAAAAUAUGAAACUUUUGUCUGCCAAAUUUAAACUGUUUAAGCUAAAGGAACUCAGUUGCAAAGUCUUCACUGCCUUCUUCCGUCCCCUUUCUUUCCAAAUAAACAUGAAAUUAGUGGGAGAGAAGGAC
Vigna unguiculata (cowpea) is the source of this 1904-nucleotide messenger RNA. RefSeq names its product serine carboxypeptidase 1-like. Gene Ontology annotation, molecular function: serine-type carboxypeptidase activity. Lineage: Eukaryota; Viridiplantae; Streptophyta; Magnoliopsida; Fabales; Fabaceae. The record is from RefSeq and is a predicted model, not a curated record. Gene Ontology annotation, cellular component: vacuole. Gene Ontology annotation, biological process: proteolysis.